This is a messenger RNA of Hevea brasiliensis (rubber tree), 1262 nucleotides long. RefSeq names its product caffeic acid 3-O-methyltransferase. Gene Ontology annotation, biological process: methylation. NCBI's taxonomy places the organism in Eukaryota, Viridiplantae, Streptophyta, Magnoliopsida, Malpighiales, Euphorbiaceae. The record is from RefSeq and is a predicted model, not a curated record. The transcript has 5 exons. Bases 78 to 1157 code for a protein of 359 amino acids. Gene Ontology annotation, molecular function: O-methyltransferase activity; S-adenosylmethionine-dependent methyltransferase activity; protein dimerization activity.
UUGGAGGUUUCGGAGAAGAUGGAAAGUUCAUUAAGCUAAACAUGUGCUCAUUCUACAGCAACAGUUAAGAGACACACAUGAAUCUUGGGAAGCUAGCGAAACCUUUGAUGGACGGAGAAGAAGAUGGUUUAUUUGCCUUGCAACUUGCUACAAUUUCAAUCGUUCCUAUGGUGCUGAGGACAGUUAUGGAGCUUGACUUGUUAGAGAUGAUGGCAGAAGAGGGUGAAGGGGCUCUGUUCUCCGCUUCAGAGCUGGCCUCUCGUCUUCCCACAAAGAACCCAGAUGCCCCAAUCAUCAUCGAUCGAAUGCUACGCCUUCUCGCUAGUUACUCGAUCCUCAAUUGUUCUACUGUGACUGAUAAGCGAGGACAUGCUCAGAAAUUAUAUGGUCUGGGUUCUGUUUGCAAGUACUUCACAAGGGACCAAGAUGGAGUUUCUUUUGCUCCUUUCUUCCUCUCCAUACUGUCCAAACCUUCUGUUGAUUGUUGGUACCAUCUAAAGGAGGCAGUGUUGGAAGGAGUUUCCCCAUUUGAAAAGGCAAAUGGAAUGAAUAUAUUCGAGUUCGCGAGAAGGAAUGAAACUAGUUUCAAUGAAUCCAUGUACAACCAUACCAUGAAGGUAAUGAGGAAAAUUCUUGACAAAUACAAAGGAUUUGAGGACCUCCAUCAGGUUGUUGAUGUGGGUGGUGGCUUUGGGGCCAAUCUUAGAUUAUUAGUCUCCAAGUAUCCUCAAAUUAAGGGUAUUAACUUUGAUUUGCCUCAUGUUGUUAAAGAUGCACCUCCUUGUCCAGGAGUAGAGCAUGUUAGAGGAGAUAUGUUUGUCAAUAUUCCCAAAGGAGAAGUAAUUUUCAUGAAGUGGAUUCUUCACGAUUGGGAUGAUGAUCAAUGCAUGAAAAUAUUGAAGAACUGUUAUGAUGCGUUGCCAGAAUUUGGAAAAGUGAUUGUGGUGGAAUCUGUAGUUCCAGAAUUUGUACAAACAGAUGUUAUAUCCAGAAAUGUGUUUAAAUUUGACAUGAACAUGUUGGUUGCCAACGAAGGAGGAAAGGAGAGGACAGAGAAAGAGUUUGAGACUUUGGCUAGAGGAGCUGGAUUUUCAGCUAUCAAACUUAUAUGCAGUGUUUAUAGCUACUCCAUUUUUGAAUUCUACAAGAGGCCAUGACCAAUUUACAUAUGUUUACCUGUUUCAUCUGUUGUAUCCUGUAAUUUUCUACAUGGUACUUAUCUUUUUCUCGAUGGGUUAUGUGUAAUUGAUAUAUCUUCAGUA